CCCUCUCCGACUUGCCAUCGGCUGAAUCACAGACAACGCUCGGUUCUGCUCUAGCAAUGGCAGCUGUAGCUCGCUUUUCCAGGAAGGCAAUAGCAUCAGCGGUUGGGACUAAUCAACUCCGCCGUGCUUUGUCGACGGAAGUGUCCAAGACGAUCGCGCCAUCGCCGGAUCGAGUGAAGUGGGACUAUAGAGGUCAAAGAAAGAUAAUCCCGCUCGGCCAGUGGCUCCCCAAAAUUGCUGUCGACGCCUAUGUUGCGCCCAACGUCGUCCUUGCCGGACAGGUUAACGUCUGCGACGGGGCCUCCGUCUGGGCGGGUUCGGUUCUCCGCGGCGAUCUCAAUAAGAUUACAGUCGGGUUUUGUUCUAAUGUCCAGGAACGGUGCGUCCUCCAUGCUGCUUGGUCAUCUCCAACAGGACUGCCAGCAGAGACAUCCAUAGAGAGAUUCGUUACGAUCGGUGCAUAUAGUCUGCUGCGGUCCUGCACAAUUGAGCCCGAGUGCAUUAUUGGGACGCAUUCCAUUCUCAUGGAAGGAUCCCUGGUUGAAACCCACUCUAUUCUUGAAGCUGGGUCCGUGGUUCCCCCAGGAAGGAGAAUUCCAAGUGGUGAACUUUGGGCAGGAAACCCAGCAAGGUUUGUUAGAACACUGACCCACGAGGAGACCUUGGAAAUUCCUAAACUUGCUGUUGCAAUUAAUGAUCUGAGCGAGGAACAUUUCUCAGAGUUUCUUCCUUACUCCACAGUAUAUUUGGAGGUUGAGAAAUUCAAGAAGUCUUUGGGUAUAACCAUAUGAUGCAACCCGUCUUCUCAUCUUAUUGCAUUUUGUUUGUCGAGGAAAAUAAAUAUCUCCAAAUCAUAAACCAGCUUUCAGGUUCCUUGAUUUCGCGUUGAUUUUGCUGGCAUUGUAGGAUCAAAUGGAUUUUAUUAGUUUAAGAUUACUGUUUUUGUUAUCACUUGGAUCCGUUGUGGAUAGUUAAAAUCCACCAAUGACUUGUAAUCUCCCGUGUAUGUUUUACAGAUAACAUCUAUAUGUUCCAAACGACACAUUUGGGUUUUUCGUUUGCCAUUUCCCAGGUAUCUUAAGAAGUUGGCUCUGUAAAUGUUUCAAGGAA
Molecule: messenger RNA, 1110 nt
Organism: Momordica charantia (bitter melon)
Lineage: Eukaryota; Viridiplantae; Streptophyta; Magnoliopsida; Cucurbitales; Cucurbitaceae
Product: gamma carbonic anhydrase-like 2, mitochondrial
Source: RefSeq, a predicted model, not a curated record